AUGCUCGCGUUCAAAGACAACUGGAACGACCCUUUAAUACCUCAAACAUGGACUUUCGGAUGCUUGACACUUCUUAUUGACGCUGAUGAAACACAUCAGAAACAGCAAGAUAUGAAUUUGACGGACAACCAGUCCCGGAGGUUGAACCCCACUGACAGAAUACUGUUUGGCCGUCUGGUUACCAAACGUCUGGAACGGCAUAUCGGUGAUCGACUACCAGCUCGAGUUACGAGGGUACUGCACAAAACCAUCGCACUAGUCGGACCACUAGUGACAUGCAGCGAGUGUCAGUAUCCCCGAUCCGUCACCAUAAUGGGCGCCAACGGAAAAUACGGUCUUUGCCUCGGCGAGUAUGCCAACGAGAAGCAUAAGGAAAAACACGUUAAUAAAGGAGUCUCAAAAACAUAA
Molecule: messenger RNA, 408 nt
Organism: Penicillium egyptiacum
Lineage: Eukaryota; Fungi; Ascomycota; Eurotiomycetes; Eurotiales; Aspergillaceae
Source: the annotation of a GenBank genome assembly